GCUCAGCAGCUGCCGAGGGCGCGGAAUCAGACGAAGGAGCUGCAGCAGUGUCUCAAUGACGCGUGUGGCCAUGGGGAGGACAUGCUUCGAAGCAAAGCUCAGAGUUCCACGAGACUGGCGGAGCUCCGCGCCAUCUUCUCCGCCUCGAUCAGCGCCGAGGGGGAUGUUCAGCGUGAAGCGCUCAUCGACGGCAUGGCCGCGGAGAACGCAGCGCUGUGGCGCAUG
Molecule: messenger RNA, 225 nt
Organism: Symbiodinium sp. CCMP2592
Lineage: Eukaryota; Dinophyceae; Suessiales; Symbiodiniaceae
Source: the annotation of a GenBank genome assembly